AUCUCAUAAAUAAAUGGGAGUGAAAACAUGGCGGAUUCUGUACGCGGAGUUCUGCUAUUGGUUACAAUUUCUGCUUUAUUUUCAUCAUGUCAAGCAACAACACAUUGGGUAGUAACAGAAGAUGGAAUGAUUACACAACAGUUGGAUUCAGUGUUCAAUCUUCGAGAGCCCUACAACUUGAUCGCAGUCCUCGGGCAGGAGAAGCGCUCCAAGGAGGUGAAUCUCUUGGAGGAGAGUCUCCGGCUCCAGAAAGUCAGCAUCGAAGCCAAUGAAGACAAGGAUACGGAUCUGGAGCAGCGCUUCCUGGAGACAGAUGGAGACUGCGUGGCUGCGGGAAGACCGCUGUCUGAAUUUGAGCUUUACAUCAGCACAGCUCUGUCGCUAGAACAAAAGGAUAUCAACCCGUUGGACCACAUGAAGAUGAAGAUCGGUGAAGUGAAGAAGUUCCGUCAGCCAAACUGCUCCAGGGUACUAGAACUGACUUACAGCAUACAUGCAUUUGACCAUCUAAAGGCUAUACAGGAGAGACAUAACAUCAGUAGCUUCCCAGAACCUGAGCUUAUGUAUCUGCUGCCCUCUGUUGGUAGCUUAGAGAAUGCUGGUCACAUGAUCUACAAGGCCAUGUCUAAGAACAAAACCUCCUGGGUUCUCUUCAAUCUGGCAGCCUACUACUGGCGGGUCAAAGGUCGUCCGGAGCAAGUCAUCGAGUGCUCAAGAAGGGCACUGCACUUCUCACCCCAUGAGCACAAGAAUGUUGCAUUGAUGAAUAUGGCUAACGUCCUGCACCGAGGUCAUCUUUCUGCGGAUGCAUCGGUUUUGGCGGAAGCAGCCUUAGAGGGAGAUCAGGAGCUUGAUAUUGUCUACUUCACUCUCGGAAAUAUCUAUGCAGCUAUAGGAGAGUACAACAAGUCGAGCUGGUGUUUUGGUCAUACCAGUCGCAUCAAUUCGGCCUUGGGGGCAGCAGAGAAGAGACAGCAUGCCGUCAAAUGCCAUCAGAAACUAGAGAGGGCGCUGGAAGCUCAGCAUUCUUCAUUGCAGAGAACCUUGUCUGAAUUGAAAGACUACCAAACCAAGCAAGAAUACUUUCUUGAGCUUCAGAAGAAGAUGUUGAGCAUUCAACGCAAAGCUGAAGAGCAGUACGAAGCAAACCUGAGCUACCAGAAGCACCGGUUCCUACAAGAGAUGGGUGAGAACCCCCGAUGUGAGGUGAGCCAGCUAGGUUCAGGGACUCAGUUCUUGAUGUGCCGGAGGGACGGGAUUCCAGAGACUGAUGUUUAUGGCCAACCGUUCGAUGACGAGAAGGAGAUAGAAGUACUUGAUGAGUCUCGUUUCCAGAACAACUGUGUAGUUUUCCCCGAUGGGGACAAAAACUGUUUAAACCUUAGCGGAACUGGAGGUCCACCGGAGCAAAAGCUAUACAUGGCCUCACAGGACACGGCCCCACAUGGUACGGCCCCUCAGGGUUCAGCCCCACAUGGUUCUGCGUCUCAGGGUACGGCCCCACAUGUUUCGGCCUCUCAUGAGUCAGCCCCACGUGGUACGGUCCCCCAUGAAACGGUCCAGAGAGAUUCGGUGUCUUUGACACAUCUCCCUGAUAAAAUAGAACAACCCAGUGAUUCGGAGUGCGCUAGAUGGAAGGGCAUCAACGUGAGUUGGAAAGAGUUUGCCCAACGACUGGUGCCGAUGGGACUGAAUGAAAGUCUUGAAGCAUUGAAAAAGAAUGUAGGAAUGCCGGCUGACUACCCACACUCGAACGCUCCCAGUUGCUCCCAUAGAGCACCACUCUUCAAUGGCAAUACAGGCGUAGACUUCAUCGAAGGAAUCGCAAAUAGGGAAUUCCUACCAAAUGUGGGCUGCCCAAUUAAACUCAUGAUGGUAUUCAGAAAGUAUCUGGAUGCUCAGAAUCUGAUGGGCAGAGAGUUUGAUUACCGUGUAACGUAUGCCAUGUCAACGAGAACGGAUUAUAAAGACAUAUGGCUGAUAUACAGUGCAGCGGCUAUUUACUGGCGGGUUCACCCGGACGAUGGUAAAUCUAUUGAAUGCCUACGGAGGGCGCUUUUCUAUGCACCAGUUGACCGUGUUGAUGUUCCACUCACCAACAUGGCAAUGGCGAUGGUCGACCAAGAACGCUAUGAAGAUGCAAUUCAGAUUCUGCGUAUGGCACUGGUUGUGGAUAGCAUGAAGCCUACAACCCGCUACCUGCUUGGUUGUUUGUAUGCUGCCCUGGGUCAAUACCGUCAAGCCAGACAGGAGAGCUCUCUAGCCUAUAAUCUUGAUCCAGAGUCCUCGGAUGCUUUUGAGGUCUAUUCCAGGAUCAGAUGUUUGCUCAAGGCAGGGGAAAAGGAUAAGCCCAACCCGAUGAAUGAAGCCAAGACUGGCCAGGGUAUAUUGGGGAAGUCAGGGCUAUCUGGAGCAGUUCCUGCGUGCGUCCAAGGCCCGCCCCAAGGGGAGCAGACGGGCCAGAGACAGCCUUCGGGUGGACCCCCAGGGGCGAGUACUAACCCGCUGAAUAAUCAAGUUGAUUUCAAGUCCUGCAAUGCAGGCUCAGUGCCUUCAACAGCUUUCGGUCCUCAGAUACCAGCCGCUCCCGCUCCUGAUGUAGAUGUGAAUAAACUCUUUGCGAAAAGAGACAGUCACUGGCCCACACUAGAAGAGUGCGCUGGAUACAGGAAACUUAAUCUCAAGGCUUUUUAUAGUACAUGGAUCUCCAUUACUGCGAAAGAUAUGAGACUGGAUGACUUCAUUGACUUCCACACUCAGCUAACACGGGAGGAGUUACAGAUCCAACCGUACUGCGAUGCUAAACUUCCGGCCAGCAUGCAUACAUUAGAUCAUAUUCCAGCCAUGGCUCUGAGAGGUACUCUGACGUAUGAAGCAGAACAGGGCCUUAAAGAGGUGAUUCAGUCUAUCAACGGUGGUUACAUGGAUCAUGAUGAGGUCGGGACAAGGGUUGCCAAACUCUUGGAGAAGGAUCCUGAAUCUUGGGUAGCAACAAACAUGGCUGCCCUCUACUGGCGGAUAGAGGGAAAGUCUUUGAAUGCCUUGCACUGCCUCCGACAUGCUCUUCAUUACUCCCCUUCAAAUAUGAAGGACCUUGCGAUGGUCAGCAUUGCCAAUAUUUUUCACCGAGUUGGUAUGUACGAAGAUGCUGCGACCGUUGCGAAGAUGGCCAUUGAUAUCUCGCCACAGCUUGUCAUUAAUCACUUCACCUUGGCUAAUAUCUACUCGUCGAAGGGUCAGUGGGAUCAUGCUUUGGAUUUCUACCAAUCCACCCUGAGGCUACAACCAGACUUUCAGCCAGCGGUGGAAAGACUUAGAACCAUACAGUGUAACGUUCUCCAGUUGACUGCCAACAAGAAUCCAGCAUAGGCUACAUGCAUUAUCGUAAUAGACACCGUUCUCAUUAUACUUCCUAAAACUGGUUUUCUGGAAACCGGUUCAGGAAACUAAUUUGGAAGAUCGCUUUGCUAGCGUUCCCAUUCGAUCACCCGAAAGUGGUUUU
This is a messenger RNA of Lytechinus variegatus (green sea urchin), 3502 nucleotides long. RefSeq names its product tetratricopeptide repeat protein 17-like (gene ttc17). The transcript is spliced from 22 exons. Gene Ontology annotation, cellular component: actin cytoskeleton; cytoplasm. NCBI's taxonomy places the organism in Eukaryota, Metazoa, Echinodermata, Echinoidea, Temnopleuroida, Toxopneustidae. Bases 28 to 3369 code for a protein of 1113 amino acids. The record is from RefSeq and is a predicted model, not a curated record. Gene Ontology annotation, molecular function: protein binding. Gene Ontology annotation, biological process: actin filament polymerization.